Molecule: messenger RNA, 1417 nt
Organism: Chanos chanos (milkfish)
Lineage: Eukaryota; Metazoa; Chordata; Actinopteri; Gonorynchiformes; Chanidae
Gene: sdr39u1
Product: short chain dehydrogenase/reductase family 39U, member 1
Exons: 6
Coding region: 69-977 (302 amino acids)
Source: RefSeq, a predicted model, not a curated record
CUGUAAUAUUUGAAUGAGGUAGGUUCAGCUAAAAAUCCGAAGAAAAGGCCCUUAAAAGUCCGAACAAAAUGAGAAUAUUAAUAGGUGGAGGGUCUGGGUUUGUGGGCCGUGAGCUCACUCGUUUGCUUAAGAGCAAAGGUCAUGAGGUCACUAUAAUAUCUCGGCAGCCUGGCCCAGGGAGAAUCACAUGGUCAGAUCUGGAGUCUGGAGGCCUUCCACCAUGUGAGGGUGCCGUAAACCUGACCGGGGAGAACAUCAUGAACCCAUUGCGUUGGUGGAAUGACAGUUACAAGAAAGAUCUGUUCUCCAGUCGAGUUGACACCACCAGAAGUUUAGCUCAAGCCAUUGCUGCCUCUCCCAAUCCUCCUCAUGCCUGGGUUCUUGUCACAGGUGUAGCAUGUUAUAAGCCUUGCCUUCAGACCCAGUACACUGAGGAGAGUGAAUGGACACCCUUUGACUUCCUCUCACGACUAGUUAAAGAAUGGGAGGGAGCCGCGCGUCUACCUGAAAAUGUCGCAAACAUCACCAGACAAGUCGUCAUCAGGCCAGGUGCAGUAUUGGGGCGUGACGGUGGAGCAAUGAAACAGAUGCUUUUGCCUUUCUGGUUAGGCCUUGGGGGCACUUUAGGUUCUGGACGACAGCCAUUCCCCUGGAUCCAUGUCUCUGACCUGGCUGGAAUCAUUGCCCAUGCAUUAGAACCUUCCACAGAUCCCCCUUCAAAUGACCCAGAAGUGCUCAAUGGCGUCGCCCCAGCACUAAACACUAAUCUUGAAUUCACUAAAGAACUGGGCAGGAUCUUGAGGCGACCCACUAUUUUUCCUGUGCCUGGCUUUGUUAUGGAUGCUCUCUUGGGUUCUGAGAGAGCGGUCAUACUCACACAGGGUCAAAAAGUUGUGCCUAAAAGGACUCUGGAGUCAGGCUUUGAGUAUAAAUAUCCAGAUUUGACCUCUGCUCUCCGGGAAAUUGUUGGAAGCUAGUAAUCAGGGGAAAAGGUUGAUACUCUGAGCUAACCAUCGAGAAGUUCUUGAGUAAAAGGUAAAAAAUGGUAAUCACGCAAGUUCUUGAAGGUUUUUUUUGGGGGGGGGGGUUACCAUGUCACAGGGUAAACAGUAACUCACACAGGUUGAGAAAGCAGCUUUUGUUUUUUUUAUUUUGUUUUUACCUUGAGUGGAUACUUGAAAUUGCAUACUUCCAAGAUCUACGUUGAUACUGAUCCACCGCGGAAACUCUUUUCUCACAAACGUCUUCAGAACUGUAUAAAACUCUUUUUUAUUUUCUUCAGACUGUAUCUCCAAAUAAAUAUUUAUGCCGCACUGAAGGCAGAGUUUUUUUUUCCAUUUACAGCAUGUUUUACACCAUGACACCCGCUGUUGACAUCUCCUUUGACUGAAAAUACAGACCAGUGGCAAAGCUGAAG